Molecule: messenger RNA, 2485 nt
Organism: Conger conger (European conger)
Lineage: Eukaryota; Metazoa; Chordata; Actinopteri; Anguilliformes; Congridae
Gene: ppp1cb
Product: protein phosphatase 1, catalytic subunit, beta isozyme
Exons: 8
Coding region: 58-1041 (327 amino acids)
Biological process (GO): regulation of circadian rhythm; circadian regulation of gene expression
Cellular component (GO): nucleus; cytoplasm
Molecular function (GO): protein serine/threonine phosphatase activity
Source: RefSeq, a predicted model, not a curated record
CACUCCCUCUGGUGGUGAUUAGGAGAAAGGUGAUUCUCCUUCAGACCUCCGAAGAAAAUGGCGGAAGGCGAACUGAAUGUUGACAGCAUCAUCUCUCGACUCUUGGAAGUGCGAGGAUGUCGCCCCGGGAAGAUCGUUCAGAUGACGGAGGCCGAGGUGCGGGGCCUGUGCAUCAAGUCCCGGGAGAUCUUCCUCAGCCAGCCCAUCCUGCUGGAGCUGGAGGCCCCGCUCAAGAUCUGCGGUGACAUACACGGGCAGUACACAGACCUGCUGCGGCUCUUCGAGUACGGUGGCUUUCCCCCAGAAGCCAACUACCUGUUCCUGGGGGACUACGUGGACCGAGGCAAGCAGUCCCUGGAGACCAUCUGCCUGCUGCUGGCCUAUAAGAUCAAGUACCCCGAGAACUUCUUCCUGCUGCGCGGGAACCACGAGUGCGCCUCCAUCAACCGCAUCUAUGGCUUCUACGACGAGUGCAAGCGCAGGUUCAACAUCAAGCUGUGGAAGACCUUCACCGACUGUUUCAACUGCCUGCCCAUCGCCGCCAUCAUAGACGAAAAGAUCUUCUGCUGCCAUGGAGGUCUGUCUCCUGACCUGCAGUCUAUGGAGCAGAUCCGCCGCAUCAUGCGACCAACUGAUGUUCCUGAUACAGGCUUGCUGUGUGACCUUCUGUGGUCAGACCCAGAUAAAGAUGUCCAGGGCUGGGGGGAGAACGAUCGGGGCGUGUCCUUCACUUUCGGGGCCGAUGUGGUCAGCAAGUUUCUCAACCGCCACGACCUGGACCUCAUCUGCAGAGCACAUCAGGUGGUGGAGGAUGGGUACGAGUUCUUUGCCAAGCGACAGCUGGUGACGCUGUUCUCGGCUCCGAACUACUGCGGGGAGUUCGACAACGCGGGUGGCAUGAUGAGCGUGGAUGAGUCCUUAAUGUGCUCCUUCCAGAUCUUGAAACCAUCGGAGAAGAAAGCCAAGUACCAGUACGGAGGGGUGAACUCGGGACGUCCGGUCACCCCGCCCCGCACUGCCCAAGCCCCCAAAAAGAGGUGAGCGGCUGGUGCGACCUGCCGGCCCCUCCCCUGAACCCCACGACCCCCCCUCUCCCAAUUGUACCCCUCUAACUACCCUUCUCAUCCGCCUGUAGGGGGCAGUCCGGCACCCCCACUUCCACACUGACAACUUUCUUAUACACGUGUACAUAUAAAAAUUUUGCCGUGACCAAUAUCUUUUCUUUUUUCUUUUUUUCUUUUUUUUUUGCUUGUUGGUAUUUUCGAUAUUAAUAUUAUUUAGUCGGUCGGUUUCCAGGGCCGUGUGUCGCUCAGUUUCUGGUAUUUUGAGGUGCAGCAAUAUGACUCGGAGGACUGUGAGGGCAACACGUGAUUUGCCUGGUUGUGUUUUUCCGAUCUGUUGGACUCCGUUAAAGCAUUUACAGUGAAUGACAGUUCCGGCCAGAUUUUUGACUGAGAGAAUGUAAUUUCACUCAUCUGGACUUGCAAAUUUCCACAUGGAGAAACCCUAAUGAAGUUAUUUGUAGAACCAUGAAAAGUAUGAUGGCACCCGUACAUGUAUAUUUAUAUACGACUACAUGCACAGUUUGGUACCCAGUGCAAUAGGUAGAGCAGAUAAGUGUGUUCACACUCAAAGGGCUCUAUAUAACAGUAAGAUUGUUAGUAUUUGUGGAGCUUCGCCACCCGUAGCGUAAGGUAUGGCACUGAUAUGACGCUAAAGAGGUCUUUCGAAUGUCCCCAUCUAAGCCAGCUUCGACGAUAAAGGUCAUAUCCGUCAAAUGAAACCAUUUGGAAGUUAAUGACAGUUACUCUGGAAUGGUGCAGUCUUCACUGAAGGAACAUGUUGCUUUUGUGGGUGUCUGUGUGAAUGUAUGCGGAUGCUGGGUGUGGUCAGAAGUAUUAAGAGUCAAAAGUGAACGAUUGGCUGAGAUUUCCCCACUCUGACGGGCGUGAUCAUCCGGACCAAUGCUUCCACGUACAUCCACAACAAAGCGAGUAGAGGUCAAGGUUAGUUGUGUGUAUUUAUAUAUAUAUAUAUAUAUCCGAGAAAUGAGUGAUGUCUAGCUCUGCGUGCUUUAAGUUGUUUGUGGCACCACCUGGUGGUAUUACUGCAUAGGUGAAUGUGCAAGUUGCCACGGUUGUCCUCACAGCCUAACCUGGCUUGAAGGUUUAACGAUUAAUGACACUGCUGUUGGACCAGACCGAAUUUGCCAGUCGGAAUGGACUGCCUGUGCUAUGGGCUUCAGAAUAGUGUACGCAUUCACACAUAACAAGAAUAUGUGCAAGUAAGAAUUCAGUUUCUCUUUUCUUUUUUAAAAAAAUGUUUUUGGUUUGAGUUUUGUCGUUUGCUUGUUUAAUUUCUUUUAUUUCCUAAUGUGAGGAAAACUAAAAGUAUUAAAAUAAAAAAAAACAGCAGUUUUGAAAUUUGUACAAGUUUGUUUCAGACUCUUUGAAGUGAAUAAAUGGAACAGAGUGUCGUAAAGCCA